UCAUCACAUCUUUGAGUGAAUUCUGUCUCUAGAUAAGCAAAAAUGAGUGGACGUGGCAAAGGAGGAAAGGGUCUCGGUAAAGGAGGCGCUAAGCGUCACCGCAAAGUUCUCCGUGAUAACAUCCAGGGAAUCACCAAGCCCGCCAUCCGCCGUCUGGCUCGCCGUGGCGGAGUGAAGCGUAUCUCUGGUCUGAUCUACGAGGAGACUCGCGGUGUGUUGAAGGUUUUCCUGGAGAACGUGAUCCGUGAUGCUGUCACCUACACCGAGCACGCAAAGAGGAAGACUGUGACCGCCAUGGACGUGGUUUAUGCUCUGAAGAGACAGGGAAGAACUCUUCCAACGUCCAUACAUGUUAACUCUUCAACAAGCAGAAACAUGGCAAGAACCAAGCAAACCGCCCGUAAAUCUACUGGAGGUAAAGCUCCCAGGAAGCAGCUGGCCACCAAGGCUGCGCGUAAGAGCGCGCCUGCCACCGGCGGCGUGAAGAAACCUCACCGUUACAGGCCCGGUACCGUGGCUCUGAGAGAGAUCCGUCGCUACCAGAAAUCCACGGAGCUGCUGAUCCGCAAGCUGCCCUUCCAGCGCCUGGUGAGAGAGAUCGCUCAGGACUUCAAGACCGACUUGCGCUUCCAGAGCUCCGCUGUCAUGGCUCUGCAGGAGUCCAGCGAGGCUUACCUGGUCGGCCUCUUCGAGGACACCAACCUGUCAAAAAUGAGUGGACGUGGCAAAGGAGGAAAGGGUCUCGGUAAAGGAGGCGCUAAGCGUCACCGCAAAGUUCUCCGUGAUAACAUCCAGGGAAUCACCAAGCCCGCCAUCCGCCGUCUGGCUCGCCGUGGCGGAGUGAAGCGUAUCUCUGGUCUGAUCUACGAGGAGACUCGCGGUGUGUUGAAGGUUUUCCUGGAGAACGUGAUCCGUGAUGCUGUCACCUACACCGAGCACGCAAAGAGGAAGACUGUGACCGCCAUGGACGUGGUUUAUGCUCUGAAGAGACAGGGAAGAACUCUGUACGGCUUCGGCGGUUAAACUCACUUCACUUUGACAUCAAACAAUACAACAACGGCUCUUUUAAGAGCCAACCACUUUGUCUCUGAGAGCUCAAUCAUCUGAAUGUCUUAAUAAUAAUAAUAAUAAUAAUAAUAAUUUUCUAUGCACUAAAUUCAUUACGUGGGACAACCAAUUUAAAAUAAACAUUAAUAGUUUGAGAAUAUUAUGGUGAACGUCUCUCCCACCAUCUUGGUUUAUUUCAUCCAUGUUUCACAAGUCUCCUCUGGCUGGUCUUUAACGGGAAUUAUCGUUGUACUGUAUAUAUCUGGUGUAGAGCUGAGGAAUUUGACUGUAGAAAAUACCCUGCAUGUGAGAUAGAGGACCAUCAAGAGAGCACAUUAUCUUAGUGGGAAUAAAUCUACCGUCUGCGAAAAGUCUGUAGCUGCCACAGUAUGUUAACGUUAGUGAUAAUGGUGUUACUGAGAGAACGCAAUAUUUUCUCAGGUGGUAAAUGUGUGAUAACCACUGCUCUAUAGUUUGUUUCAUUACUUUAAAUUCAAUUUGAGGCCUAGCUUUGUCCUGUAGCUUUUAUUCAAAGUUCUCAUAACUCAUAACUCCAUGUACGUGUUUGAAGACUGAAAUUUAAAUGUAUGUUUAAAAAUAUAUAUAUUUUUAUUGUGGUUUAUACAUCAUUCUGUAUCAAGACACACAAUCAUAUUUUAAAUGUAUGUGAAAUAGUGUCACAAAUGUUGUUAUUGCUUUAUCACAACAGAAUAUUGUGUAAUUGUUAAGCUCAUAUCAUCCACCACAACUCAACAGGUUUUUUUUCCCCACCGACAGUUGGAUGUUUUUCAGAUGACUGGUUGUCUUUGCAUUUAUUUUUAAUAGUAAUAAAAAGUGAGUGUGUUCAACA
Solea solea (common sole) is the source of this 1897-nucleotide messenger RNA. RefSeq lists its product as uncharacterized. Gene Ontology annotation, molecular function: structural constituent of chromatin; DNA binding; protein heterodimerization activity. Gene Ontology annotation, cellular component: nucleosome. The record is from RefSeq and is a predicted model, not a curated record. Bases 43 to 1023 code for a protein of 326 amino acids. Gene Ontology annotation, biological process: nucleosome assembly. Lineage: Eukaryota; Metazoa; Chordata; Actinopteri; Pleuronectiformes; Soleidae. The transcript is spliced from 5 exons.